Gasterosteus aculeatus aculeatus (three-spined stickleback) is the source of this 3042-nucleotide messenger RNA. RefSeq names its product OFD1 centriole and centriolar satellite protein (gene ofd1). The record is from RefSeq and is a predicted model, not a curated record. Lineage: Eukaryota; Metazoa; Chordata; Actinopteri; Perciformes; Gasterosteidae. Gene Ontology annotation, cellular component: centrosome; ciliary basal body. Gene Ontology annotation, molecular function: protein binding. Gene Ontology annotation, biological process: epithelial cilium movement involved in determination of left/right asymmetry.
CCGGAGACGAAAUUUCCGUUGACGGAUUUAAAUGCUAGAGGCACAGCGUCUCUAAAGGGACGCCCGAACGCUCUCUGGUUGUCAGGCAGGACCCGCAAAACAACCCUCCAUCGGUAUGACUUCGGCCAAAGAAGACACGUUAUCCCCAGAUGAGCUGAGGAAAAGACUCUAUCAGACUUUUAAAAGUAAAGGAGUGCUUGAUACACUGAAGACUCAGCUAAGGAAUCAGCUCAUCCAGGAGUUGAAACACCCGCCUUUGACUGGAGGAGAACCAGUUCCCAGACCGGUACAUGUGAAAUGUGAGCCCCGCCUGGUCUCAGCCUGUAACAGCAUCGUGGCUGAUCAUCUCCGCAGCUCGGGGUACGAGUACACCCUCUCUGUGUUCUACCCUGAAUGUGGCCUCCCCAAAGACCAGGUUGUCAUGACUGAGGACCUUCUUCAGCUCCUUCGCAUUAAUCCCGAAUCAGCACUUUACAGAUCCCUGUCUUCGAACAAAGGCACCAGUGAUAAAGGGUUCCUGAUCAGCCUCCUAACACAGCUAACGCACUUUUAUUCUCACAGCCUGCGCCAUGAUGCUGAUACUCAGACCACCAGCGGAGCGAGUCAUGGAGAAUCUCUUGUUGAGAAGAUGAAAGUAAUUGAUCAGGAAUACGAGCGCUUCAAUUACAGUGGGGACAAAUGGUUUUCCUUUCAAUCUAAACUGGAUGCAUAUAGAAGAGAAAUUGAUGCGCAGAUGCAAGAAGAAAUGAACACAAAGAUGCAACAUUUUAAAGAUGUUGAAAUUGCAACAGUGAGGAUGGAAGAAAAAAAACAGUUUCAUAAAGAAUUUGAUAAGCUGAAGCAAGACUUGGAAAGGACUUACGAGAUGAAGGCAAAGGCGUUGAUGGAGCGCGAGAAAAAUGCCAUUGAUCGAUUACAAAAACAACAAGAGAUUGAAGAAAAAAACGUGUAUAUGCAGAGACAAUCAGUCCUGAAAGAAAUUGAAACUGUGCGAAACAGAGAGAAUGAGCUUAGGAUGAGAGUGGAGGCGUUUGAAAAGACAUGUCAAAUCCACGAGGACAAGGUCAAGACCGCUGAGGAGCUGCUGAGGAGCAGAGAACUAGCAGUGAAGACCAUGGAGGAAACACACGACCAAAGGCUGAGGAAUGAACUUUCCAGGUAUCAGCUGGAGUUGAAGGAUAAAUUUCUCAAGAGAACAGAAAAACUAACGGAGAAUGAGAACAGAAUCAAAGUGGAAACUGUUCGUAUCCAGAAGGAGUCGGCUAUAAUUGAUGGCAAAUUAGAGGAGCACUGCAGAGCGUCUUCAGAGCUGAGACGGCUGCAGGUCGAACUGGACACGGCACAGCAGCAGAUUUCUCUGCUGACGCAACAGAAGGAGCUUUUGAGGGAAAGACUGGACACCAUGAGUGACUACGCCAGCUUGAAAGGGGAGAAAGCCGAGCUGCAGGGGCAGCAGCGGCUGCUGAAGAAACAGCUGGAGGAGGCCCAAGAGGAGAACCGGCUUCUCCAUGCAGAUUCCGGCAAGCCGUCCAAGCAGCAGUUGGCCUUGCAGAUGGAGCUGCGCAGGCUGCAGAGCGCUCGCAGCCUGGACGAGGAAGAGUUUGACAACCAGAAACAGGUGCUUCAGGCACAGCUCCAGAGCGAGGUGGAGCGGGGGGCUCAGCUGAAGGCUCAGUUGAUAGAGUGCGAGGAGAGGUCACGGUGGAUGAAUAACCACAUUGAGGAAAUAAAGAUGCAGCUUCGCCAAACUCAACAAGCUCUUGAAAACGAGGUGCUGCGCAACCCCAAGCCGUCCCUGGUCGAUCGCUCCAUACUGGAGCUCAGCGCUGACCAGCUGCUGCCCCCUGACAUCUAUGUGGACAGAGCUCUGCUGAGGGCCACGGGGGGCUACGACGAGUUUCGCCACGCAGGGGGGGCCUUGCGAGGGCGCAAGUCGCCUCGGAGUGACUCUCCAGACUCCGACCUGGAUCUGGUGGCAGAAGCAAAAGCUCGGAUCCAGGAGCUGCAGGAGGAGGCGGAGACUCUGGAGGAAGCCUACAGGAACUACCAUCAGAGGGCAGUGCGCUCCACCAUCUCACCCACGCUUCCCCCGGGACCUCGUUCCCCGCAGCGAGCACGUCCUCCCCGCCGUCCCGGGUCCCCUCUGAGAAAGCAAGCCGCUCGCCGUUCGCACCUCCGCUCGCCGAACGGACCCAAGGUCUCACAGAGGCCGCUGUCUCCGCGUGCUACCAGAACACUCUCCCCUGCUCCUUACGACACAAGAAGCACGCCACGCGUCCAACCGAGAGUGACCUUCCUGAGAGACACCGACCAACCCCGGUCUGCAGAGUUGUCUGACCACAGUCUCCAUUCAUUGACUGAAAAUCUAAGAGACGGACGAGCCCAGGCCGCAAACAGCCAUCCCCCCAGACGCCUGUCCUCCACAACGCACUCGUCCUCCGGCAAUACGCUCCAAAGAGAGAACGCAGAAGAAGCAGUCGGGUCGCCGAUGGCGCUUCCAGAGUUGUCGUUUGACAGGCGGGUCCCCCCCCACAACGAUUUGGCCCCCCGAGGUGACUUUUCCCCGGAGCUCAGUCCACCUUGCAGUCCUCAGCUCAAGAGCACGACGCGGGACCAAUCCAGUCCGCCAAAGUUGCAGCCUGUGUUCUCCAGCUCAGACUCUUCCCCACAGCCUGAGAAGAUAAGCCUCGAUGAUCUCACAGCAGUUAUGUCAGAGCCCGGCCACAUUCCAGAGCUUCUCCUGGACACUGCCAUCCCUCUCUGUGUGGAGGCCCCUGACAGCCCCGCUGUCCCCCGCCCACAGGACCUCCCAGAAGACCCAAUGGACUUGCAGGGCCAGGCGGUCCCACAAGCAUCCGGUGAAGUUGUUAUGGAAGAAGAAGAGGAGGAAAGGUGGGAAACAGAGCGAAGGGAGAGACUAGAGGAAAGGCAAAGGAAGCAAGAGGAAGCCAGAGAGCGGGAGCUGCAAGAACUUGAGAGACUGGAGAAAGAGAUGGUGAUUAUGCUACAAUAGGUUCAGUUAGAACUUUAUCAAGAGAGGGC